Vitis riparia (riverbank grape) is the source of this 540-nucleotide messenger RNA. RefSeq names its product aspartyl protease family protein At5g10770-like. Gene Ontology annotation, molecular function: aspartic-type endopeptidase activity. The transcript is spliced from 2 exons. Gene Ontology annotation, biological process: proteolysis. The record is from RefSeq and is a predicted model, not a curated record. Bases 1 to 540 code for a protein of 179 amino acids. NCBI's taxonomy places the organism in Eukaryota, Viridiplantae, Streptophyta, Magnoliopsida, Vitales, Vitaceae.
AUGGAGCGCCCAAAGACGGAACACACUCAAGGGUCUCUGUUGUUUGGGGAGAAAGCAAUUUCUGCAUCUCCCUUGCUGAAAUUUACGCGGAUUUUGAAUCCACCUAGUGGGUUAUGGUUAGAGUCAACAAAGUAUUAUUUUGUUGAACUGAUUGGUAUAAGUGUUGCCAAAAAGCGGUUGAACGUCUCUAGCUCAUUGUUUGCAUCACCUGGAACUAUAAUAGAUUCCGGACCUGUCGUCACUCGUCUUCCUACCGCAGCCUAUAAAGCACUCCGCACUGCAUUCCAACAGGAAAUGUUGCACUGUCCCUCUAUUCCUCCGCCGCCGCCCGAAAAACUAUUGGACACUUGCUAUAAUCUUAAGGGAUGUGGGGGGAGAAACAUAACGUUACCGGAAAUAGCACUACAUUUUGUGGGAGAAGUGGACGUAAGUUUGCAUCCAUCAGGAAUUCUUUGGGUAUAUGAGGGCCGAACUCAAGCUUGCUUGGCCUUCACAGGAAAAUCCCAUCCUUCUCAUGUAGCCAUUAUCGGAAACAGAUAA